AUGGUUCAGCCUUCCGUUGUCGACUUGCCUCCCCAGCUGAGGUUGUAUCCGACUUGCCCUGGUAAGAAGGAGAUGCCGAAGCCCCUCUUCUACUUCCCUGGUUUGAACCCUCCGCCCCGCCGUCGCCGCCAGUUGUCAUCUGGCUCUGGUUCCACGCGCACUGGUUAUGAAUCGCUCAUGCACCUUCAUGCUGAACGCAAGGCCAUCAUGGCCAAAAUUGCGGCUCAGCGUAAGGUUGACAUCGUCCGCAGCAACCUGUUGUUAGCAAGUGUUCCUUCUCCUCUCCUUCCUCUUCCCCCCCGGGCUCCCGUGAUGGCGGGUAUCUUGAAGGCGUCUGUGGCGCCCCGCACAUUGGCUCACGACCGUCACGUUCACUUCGGUGAGGUAAAGACAGUCGAAGUCAAGCGGUGGAUGCCACAGCGUCCUCGAAGUAUCGUGAAGGCGUUGACUGCUUCUGCUGCACCCCGCACAUCGACUCACGACCGCCGCGUUCACUUCGGUGAGGUAGAGGUGGUCGAAGUCGAGCGGUGGAUGCAGCAGCGAGCCCGAAAGCUCAGGAACCACCCCUGCCCUCCUCCUGCAUGUGCCAUUUUCCCGCCUAUUCAGAAGCGUGUUUACCAGUCAUGGUCUUUUGACCCUGCGGCCCUUACCGCAGCAGAACAUGAGCUCCAGCACCGUCCACGAAAGAUCCACAAAGUGAUCACCAGUCAGCAUGGUCCGCCUUCGGCUGCCAAGGCUAUUGGUUGUGGCGUUGUGUGCUUUGGACUCAUGCUCCUGAUGUCUUGGCUCAAACAUUCGUGA
This is a messenger RNA of Penicillium longicatenatum, 801 nucleotides long. RefSeq lists its product as uncharacterized. Lineage: Eukaryota; Fungi; Ascomycota; Eurotiomycetes; Eurotiales; Aspergillaceae. Bases 1 to 801 code for a protein of 266 amino acids. The record is from RefSeq and is a predicted model, not a curated record. The transcript has a single exon.